UUCCACAAGAUACAAUCCUCCAUCCAUCCUCUCUCCCUCAUUUUCACUUCAGCUGCAACACAAGGCUCUCUCUGCACUGCUGUUUUCUAAGAAGAGAGGCACAGGCUGUUUCAUCCACCAUCAAAGUCUCACAGGAAGAAUAUACAUUACCAACAGCGGCCAUGAAUGGCACAGAAGGACCCAACUUUUAUGUCCCCAUGUCUAAUAAGACUGGGGUAGUGCGAAGCCCCUUUGAGUACCCUCAGUACUACCUGGCUGAGCCGUGGAAGUACUCGCUCGUGGCUGCGUACAUGCUGUUCCUCAUCAUCACUGCCUUCCCUGUUAACUUCCUCACCCUCUUUGUCACUAUCAAGCACAAAAAGCUGAGGACACCUCUGAACUACGUCCUGCUUAACCUGGCGGUGGCAGACCUCUUUAUGAUAGUGGGCGGCUUCACGGUCACUCUCUACACAGCGCUGCAUGGAUAUUUCAGCUUAGGCGUCACCGGCUGCAAUAUUGAAGGAUUCUUUGCCACCUUAGGAGGGGAGAUUGCUCUCUGGUCUCUGGUGGUUUUGGCUAUUGAGCGCUACAUCGUGGUCUGCAAGCCCAUGACCAACUUCCGUUUCGGGGAAAAACAUGCCAUCGCUGGCCUGGGGUUCACAUGGAUCAUGGCUCUGACCUGUGCUGCUCCCCCUCUCCUCGGAUGGUCCCGGUACAUCCCAGAGGGAAUGCAGUGUUCCUGUGGGAUUGACUACUACACUCCCAAGCCUGAGAUCCACAACACCUCAUUCGUCAUCUAUAUGUUUGUCCUCCAUUUCUGUAUCCCCCUCUUCAUCAUCUUCUUCUGCUACAGUCGCCUGCUCUGCACUGUGCGAGCGGCCGCAGCCCUGCAGCAGGAGUCUGAAUCCACCCAGAGGGCCGAGAAAGAGGUGACACGCAUGGUCAUUGUCAUGGUGAUCUCCUUCCUGAUUUGCUGGGUGCCCUACGCCACCGUGGCCUGGUACAUCUUUGCCAACCAGGGGACUGAGUUUGGACCCGUGUUCAUGACUGCUCCAGCCUUCUUCGCUAAAAGUGCCGCCCUGUACAACCCAGUCAUCUACAUCCUGCUAAACAGACAGUUCAGGAACUGCAUGAUCACCACAGUGUGCUGUGGAAAGAACCCAUUUGGAGACGACGAGGGCGCCCUCUCCAAAACCCAGACUUCAUCUGUCUCCACCAGCCAGGUGGCCCCCUCUUAACCUGUGCCCCCCCGACUUCCCCCUCCUUGUCCCAUCUGUCCCUGCUCACCUGGGGACCCACCACCGCCAAGCAGUACUGUGUUCUACUGGCCAAUUCUCUUGACUUACCUCUCCAUUUGUCUUCACUGCGGUGGCUUUUGCGGCGCCUUCAGUGGGAAUGACAUACUCAAGAGCCAGCAUGUGUAUUUUAAUUCCAUUUAAUCGUGGGAAGUGUUCAGCUGGUCUCACGGACAUCAAAAGGGUGUCUUCUUGGUGGCGAUCCAGCUGAACACUUUCCAAGCGCCCCACCACCCAAAAUAGCGAAAUAUAGGUGAACAUCUAAUCCAGCAGACACUAUCAACAGCAACUCUUGUUUAAGUAAUCGUUGCAACUACUAUAUAUCCCCACAAACAUGCGCUUUAAACAAUCAAUUUUAUGAAUGAAUAGGUGUAAUUAUUAUGUGGCAUUAAUUUGUUUAGAUGAGUUUUCAGUUCUCUGUCUCUCCUCUUGUCUUUAUGGUGAUGAAGCGGAGAUUAUUUGCUUCUUCUCGGUGUCAUCCGAGGCAUGAGCGUAAACAAAUGGACCUGAAAGGAGCCUCUGCGGGAGGAAGGUGCCUCCUGCAAGAAACCGGACUUGCGGUGGAUAUUUUUGUAUUUGAAUGGCUGUCAGAAUGUCAGCGGGUUCACAUAGGAGAUAUACGGAUAUUUUCUUGUUCAUUGUGUAAAGGCUUGGAUUUGUGGAAGUUGUUUUGUGCCCUGCAAUAAAAACAAAGCUAAGUGUC
Molecule: messenger RNA, 1977 nt
Organism: Mugil cephalus (flathead mullet)
Lineage: Eukaryota; Metazoa; Chordata; Actinopteri; Mugiliformes; Mugilidae
Product: rhodopsin-like
Exons: 5
Coding region: 162-1217 (351 amino acids)
Biological process (GO): visual perception; G protein-coupled receptor signaling pathway; phototransduction
Cellular component (GO): photoreceptor outer segment; membrane
Molecular function (GO): G protein-coupled receptor activity
Source: RefSeq, a predicted model, not a curated record